UGGCAGGAACUAUACGGGGUAGUGAAAGAAAAAUGGCGACUCGAGUCCUUCAAAGCGUGGGAAACGGCCUGAAUCAGGCACGGAACAGAGUGCGAGCGAACGGACAAGUCAUCGUAGCCAUCAGGGGGCUGUCCGCAUCUAAUAAUAGAAAUCGUGAGGAUAGCUGGUUUAAGUCACUCUUUGUCCGAAAAGUCGACCCAAGGAAAGACGCUCACUCCCACCUUCUAGCCAAGAAGGAAGACAACAAUCUGUAUAAAAUUCAGUUUCACAAUGUUAAGCCAGAGUGCCUGGAUGCCUACAACAAACUUUGUGAGGAUGUCUUACCGUCCAUACACUCGGAUCCGCAGUAUUCCUGCGAGCUGGUGGGCACUUGGAACACGUGGUACGGAGAACAGGACCAGGCCGUUCAUCUGUGGCGGUAUCGAGGAGGGUACCCAGCUCUCACUGACGUCAUGAGUAAACUUCGACAAAAUAAGGAGUUCAUGGACUACCGGAAGGAGCGGGGGAAGAUGCUCCUGUCUCGCCGGAACCAACUGCUGCUGGAGUUCAGCUUCUGGAACGAGCCAGUUCCGCGAGCGGGACCCAACAUCUACGAGCUGCGGACCUACCAGCUGAGGCCCGGGACCAUGAUCGAGUGGGGGAAUUACUGGGCUCGGGCUAUCAGGUAUCGCCAGGAAAACGAUGAGGCGGUUGGAGGAUUUUUCUCCCAGAUCGGAAACCUCUACAUGGUGCAUCACCUCUGGGCCUACAAGGAUCUGCAGUCCAGAGAGGAUACCCGGAAUGCUGCCUGGCAGCACGAGGGUUGGGAUGAGGUUGUAUAUUACACAGUCCCUCUUAUUCAGCAUAUGGAAUCCAGGAUCAUGAUACCCUUGAAGACCUCUCCACUGAAGUAGAGGGGAGAAGCCAGGAUCAUGCAGACAGUACUAAUCAAUCAAAUUGUAACCGGUGUCAGAUCUCACACUGCCGGGGGUUUCAGAUCCUUUUAAUAAUGCCAGCCACUUCUACUGAUUAUUAUGAUUUUUUUUUGGUUUUGUUUUUGGUUGUUGUUGAUUUUGUUUAGUCUCCAUUCAAACCAUUUCUUAACUCCAUACCAACAAUCAGCAUCUAGUACUUAUAAAAAUUGUCACUGAACCAUGCACUUGGUGAGCUGUGCUCAUUAAAGGGACAGCAAAGGAGCAAUGAGAUGUAGGUUCACAGGGGGGUGAGUUCACCAAAGUACAGCUGAGCUAGAAUUCUGUAAUGCUUGGAACUGCAGCCCGGAACCAGUGCCUCUGCAAAAACGGCCGCCACACAGAUCCCGCCCCUCAGUUAACGCCAUAUAUGGAAGAGCAUUCCAGAGUCCCAGUUCCAGGUUUUACUGAAUUCCCGGCUACUGUAAACAUCACUCCUUUGUGUGAAUCAACUGAUGAAUCUGUGGGGUCCACCAGCGAGCAUGCCAAACCAGUAUAGGGCAACAAAGGCUUGCUUUAUACUGUCGGACUUUGUCCGGUCAUGACCCAGCCAUAACAGUCCUCACACACCCAGAGUCUUUGGGGUUUUUCUGCAGGAGGAGGAUGAAUUAAAAAAUCAGCAUAACCAGAUGAAACAUUGGGUUUGGUUGUACUUCUGCACCUGCAGCCCCUUUGGCAUAACAUUAGCGUUAUGUUCCAGGGCAUGUAGAAAAAAGCUGUGUAUAUUUUCAGGGGAUUUCUUGAUUUUUUUUUUCUGCAUAAAAAAAUAUGGCAGUCUUAUGCUUUACGUGGAAGGCUAUGAUUUAUUUAUUUAGAUGUAAAUAUCAAAAAGAACUCCCCAUGGAAACAAAGCUAUCUCCUUUUUCCAGUUAUAGCACAGAUAUAAUUUAAAUGCUCCAGAAGGCCUACGAAUUUGGUGUUUUUUGAGGUCAUCUAUAAAAUAAAUUAGGAAAGGCCUUGUCAAUGCCACACAAUGAAGAAUUUCUCCUCUACAUGCCGACAGUUGUGUGAUACGAAAUAAGAUGUAGUGGUCAGGUGUAGUUCUGUGCUCUUUACAGUAGCUCCAGUUACAAGCACAAGAGUGACAGACCUUGCUGUCACUUAGUCUGGUAUUCAUUGUGUUCCAGUGCUGUCCUGUAAGACAGUGAUGCACCAAACAUCAGAGCUUUCUCACUGCUGCUGCCCUGGUUUAACCAAAGACAUUUAUUUGCUAAAUGAGAACACACUCUUAGCCCCUACCAUCUGGCAAACAAGCCCCACUAGGACUACGGUCUCUGCUCGUGAAUGCUUCGGAGCAGGUGUACCCAGAUGGGUACCCAGAAUCUGAAUGACUGACGGUUGCAACGUCAUGGUGAUUAGAAGCAUCAGGGCCAAGCAGAAAGGUUGGUCUAAGUGCUAACAUGAAUACUGAGAGUGAGAGAUCUCAUUCAGUAGAUUGUCUUUGAUUUGAUUCAACCCUCCACUGAACAGAGCACUUCUGAGGCACCCCUGCAUCAAAACAGAAUUUUUAAAGUACUUGUACUGCAUUAGUGGGUGUCUUCAAUGGAAACACAGCUCACUUCCUCACAGGGAUAAACCACCACCUCUCGUAUGAGAAAUGGCUCUUGUGGUACUCAUGUGAAUGGCUUGUAUUUAAAUUGUUACUUGUGAAAAAUUAACGCAUGCCCAGUUUUUUUGUUUUUCCUGGUGAAACAGGCUGAAAAUAUGAUUUGUAAUGUCAUUUGUUGGAUUAAUUUCUCAUAUCUAUGUACAGAUUUUUUUCCAAGAGUUUAUAGUUUAAGCUGGUGUAAGACUUAUAACUGAAUUGCCAUUUUUUCCUGUAAUGUCUGCAACCCAGGCUGAAUCAUACUGUAUUUGCAGUCUGUUGAUCAUAAUGCUUCUUAAACUGAAAUGUUAAUGUUAGUGGUGGCAUGCCUAGUCUUUGGUUAUCCAUUUCAAGGACAAUUUCUGGACAGGUGAUUGAUGUGAACACAACAGCACAUUAAUAAAUAAAAGGU
Messenger RNA from Megalops cyprinoides (Indo-Pacific tarpon), 2947 nucleotides. RefSeq names its product nipsnap homolog 2 (gene nipsnap2). The transcript has 10 exons. Bases 33 to 893 code for a protein of 286 amino acids. NCBI's taxonomy places the organism in Eukaryota, Metazoa, Chordata, Actinopteri, Elopiformes, Megalopidae. Gene Ontology annotation, cellular component: mitochondrion. The record is from RefSeq and is a predicted model, not a curated record.